Molecule: messenger RNA, 7824 nt
Organism: Xenopus tropicalis (tropical clawed frog)
Lineage: Eukaryota; Metazoa; Chordata; Amphibia; Anura; Pipidae
Gene: tmem200c
Product: transmembrane protein 200C
Exons: 2
Coding region: 528-2174 (548 amino acids)
Cellular component (GO): membrane
Source: RefSeq, a predicted model, not a curated record
UCUAUCACCACCUCCAAAAAGGUAUCGUAGCGACUGCCCCCCGCUCGCGUUUAUUUCCCAGUGUCAGGGCGCCGGUAUCCAAGCAACAGCGCCAGCGCACAUACAUGGGGACACUGUGCAGCUGGGUCGCAGAACAUCGCAUCGCCUGGUAAAGCGACUCAUGGGGAACCGAGAGGGCACCGAGCAGCAGCUCUUGGGUGCGGGAUUGGGAGGAGAGAAAGCGCAUCCCUCUCACAUACAAUGAGGCAGAGGCGCAGCUGUAGGAGUAAUAACUCUGCUCAUGUACAAUGGGAGACUGGCUGCUCUGCGCGACCCUAUCGCUGCUGGAGGUUAAGGCACCAAGAGCGGCAUUAGGGAGGCUUCAGUGAUCAGCUCGCCGGAGAUCUGACAGGGGAGAGCGACCAGUGCUGCUGUCAUGUUCCCUUGGCCGGUAAAGUUGCUCCCGAUCUGCUCGCGUUGGCCGGCGGCUUCCACUUUCUCCAGUCUUCCCGGAGCUGGAGUGACUUGCAGAGAAUUGUGAGGUCAGCAUGAUUGCCACAGGAGGUCUUUUAAGGAUCUCCGCUCGGAAACAGGACCCUCUCAGGCAAAAAUCACAAACUCCAAAACGAAAGCGGAAAGCAAAAAAGAAACGCAAGAAUGAUGUGGUUGUAGUAAAAGGCAAGCUUAAACUUUGCUCUGUGUCUGGAUUAAUUGCUCUUUGUGGAAUUUUAGUUCUUCUAGUUGGGAUUGCUAUGGCGGUUAUGGGUUACUGGCCAAAAAGUAACUCAGUUUAUAACGGAGGCAUAGGGUCAAAUCAAGCCAAAUAUGCUUCAGGUGAUACAAAUAAGAUUGCAAAUGGAAAUCAAUCCCGGAGCCAUCAGAGCAGUAAUGGAUACAAUCAGGACACCUUUAAAGCAAGUGACCAUAAUAUUAGCAGAAGUCUGCAGCAUAAAACAUCACCAGGUUUUUUUGCUGGCCUGUUUUCUGGAUACUUGCAUUCAGAUAAUCUUAAAGUUUUUGGACCUCUAAUAAUGGGCAUUGGAAUAUUUCUUUUUAUAUGCGCGAAUGCUGUUCUUCAUGAAAACAGAGACAAGAAAACUAAGAUCAUUAAUUUAAGAGACCUCUAUUCUACAGUGAUUGAUGUUCAUGGCCUAAAAUGCAAAGAUGGGACUCCAUUAAAUGGUUUUGUGAACUAUGUUCAGUCUCGGAGCAUAGACAUUAAAAGUGGGGAUAGCUUUGGGGCUGCCAUGCUGGCUAAGAGUUCCUGGCAUUCUGCUCUUGGAAGUUCCAUUACUUUUUCACCUCCAAAUCUAAGAGAAACAAGGACGUCAUCCCCUAAGGCUUGUCGUCAGCCACUGGAACCACCAGAUUUGGAUGAUGCAGUAUAUAGUAUUUACAGAGAGCGCUCAGCAUCUGCUUUGCCCUUUGACAGUGUUUCAGGGAGAGAAGGGGAAAAGGAUCCCCUCUCAUUUUCACCAGAGAAAGGAUGGAGUAGGAGCAGCACUUGCUCAAUCGUUGGUUCUUCGCUUAGUGCAUUUACACUGCCCAUUGUCAAGCUAGAUAGAUGCCUUUUGGAAAAGAAAGGAGAAGAUACAUUAGAAAAUAAAAGUGCCAAAGACUUAGAUAAAGAGGAAAUACAAUUGAGUUUGACCAACCUUAGCCAUGCAGACUUGAACUGGGAAAUUCCCAAGAACAAUAAAAAAUUACUCUUACGACGGCAGAGCACAAGCUGUCUACCUGACUUCAGAAGACCUAUAUCGCCUGGGCUUUUGUCAGAUUUGGGUAGCCAGUCUCUAAGUAGCACAGACCUAGACUGCAGCUUUCUGGUAAAAGCUUCUCCGUGUGGCAAAACAAAACCAGUGAUUCUUACUGAUUCUCUCCCUACAGCUUCAUUAAUGAGAAGAAACUCUCAGAGUUCAGAAUCAGACCAAUCAAGCAAUAAGGGCUACAUUCACCUUGAGGAGGCAGGAACCUCCUUUGAGUCAAUAGACACUGCAAACAAUAAAAUUCAAGACUGUGAAGAACCCCAAACAACCCUUACGGACACAGGCACAAAUGAAUCUUUGGAAGAGACCAAUCAGGAACAAAACGUAGAAAUCCUGCAGAAGCAGUAUACCAAUAAAGAAAAACUGUUGAUGGUCUCCAGAUCUCAUGUUAAUUUGGGUGAAAAUGAUUUAAAUGUUACGAGCAUAUAAGGCACAAGGAAAAUUAGUUGAGAAGGUUAUUCAGUCUUUCACCUUCAUGUUGUUUCCUUAACAUACUGUAUUUCUAAAUUGCCAAUAUCCAAAGGUCUACACAGGUUCAACAAUUACAAUGGUAUUGGUUCGUAACUAAGAGAGAGUCACUUUAGCAACUUAUUUUGAUUGUAUGUAUACGUCUGACCAAACGUCAAGCUAUAGUUAAUGCAGGUCCUAACACUUCAAAAAUGGUAUGAUAGAUUAUUUUGACAAUACUGUGCACUUUCAUUCUGAGUUUCAGUACAAUUUUUCUGCUGAUGGCAUGACAGUUAUCGCUUUGUUAUGGCUCUUUGGUUUGGCUUUCCAAACAUGAAAUCAGCAAGACUGCCUUGCAACUAUAUAAACUGAAUGAUUUUUAUUUUUAUGAUAAGAUAAUUUAAUGACUGUACAUUUAAGAAUUAGCUAACAAAGUAUUCAAACACAUUUUAAAAUGACCCCCGAUUUGGUCUAUUGAAGGGGGGGGGGGACUGUUAGAAUUACUGUUAAAAUAUGUAUUUGAGUGUUUAUGGACAUUAAUAAAAAAUAGCAAUCAAAAUCAAUUAAAAAAUCUUAUAUUACUUCCAAAUGAUCAAGUUUUAGGGUGAUACCAUUUAAGCAAAGGGCCUAGCUUUGGUGCCAUUUAAUGAAAAAUAUCCUUUUAGUAUUUAUUUAUUAACAGCAUGCAAAUGAUGUUGCAUACAACAGCAGAAUAUUGCAUUGAGGAGUGAGCUAUUGCUGGUUACAAUAGACUUGAUUUUAUAGGAAUGGAAAACAAGUAGAUUGCAUGAUAAAAAUCUAUAUUUUAAUAUUUCUCAAGAAUAGAUAUAGAAAACAGUUUUCAUUUUCAGCCUCAGAAUAUAUAAUAACAUUGUUUUUAGCAGAGGUAAUUAUUUUCAUCAAAGUACAAACCCAUUAUUGAAACAAAUAUCCAAUUUAUUUUGCCUCCUUUCCUAUCUAGAUGUGUUAUUACAACAGUGCAUUAAAUGAACAUACACAAUGGUUAUUUUAUUUCAAUUAUAAACCUGCUCUUUUUAACAACCCAGCUUCCAUCUGGGAAUAUAACACAGGCUUUGGCUUAUUCUUGGAGGAGGUCAAUUGAUGUGGGUUGGUAAAUGCAGCCUCUUCUAUUAGAGCAUUGCAGGCAGUAACAGUGGCUUCCCAUCAGUAUUAUUAUCAUUAGAGUCAGCAUAGAGGUUCACUUGUUUGGCAGUGCAAAAUGUAAUAGGGGAAGAGUUUUUACCACAUUUUGACAGUUCAUGAUAUUACAUAUUCAUGUAAGAGUUUGGGAUGUAACACUUCAGAAGAAUAUUGAAUAGUGGGGAAUGGGGCACUUAUUAAGAGUUAAUGCAAAAAAGCUGACAAAAUAAACCCAACCUACCACCCACAAACAUGCUAAUAUGGAUCUGACCUCUUAGCCAGGCUCAUUGAUAAAAAACCAAGCAAAAAAAUAUUUACACUUUAAUUUAAUCUGUUAAAAUAGAAUGAAAGCUUAAAAAAGGAAUAUGGCUACCAGCUAUCUCUACCAGCCCAAAGGUUCAGAAGUCCAAUAACUGUAAUGAUCCAUGUUUCAAAGCUUAUUAGGCCAUCUUUUGAGAGUCAGUGGCACUACACAUGCUCAGUGUUCUCUGGACUGCUAAGCUUACGGAUCUUUGGAAAUCAUGUAUCUUAAGCAGAAAGUGAGGUAAUAUUUGUCAUAGAAACGGUUGAUACUGAUUCGUACUCAGAUUUAUUACAAAAUGCACUGGUUUUAUGUAACCAUCAUCUAAAUUAAAAUAAAUUAAACUUAAUUACUAAUCAGCCUUGGUUCAUGGAUUAUAUAUUGUAUAUACACACUGCAUGUGAUUCGGAGCCUUAACAGAGUGUCCCAGAUCUUUAUUGCAUAAGGUCUUUGGUGGCCUUGGGCUGGUAUCUUAAUUAUAUUUUGAGCUUUAGUUCUCCCUACACAUAUUUUUGUUAACUGUCCCUUAAGUGUUUUGCUGCUAUAACAUAUAAUAUUGAGUAACUAUUUUCUUUAAAUUUGGUUAUCAGCUCUUUAAUUCUAUUUUGUAAGCUUGAUAACAAACUCUUUCUUUAUGACUAAUGUUUUUCACAACAUGGUAUAUUUAUGCCUUUGUCCGAGAAUGUUAAUGGCUGCACAUAACGGAAGCCUAGGCAUUAUGAAACAUGUUGCAUGUUAUGUAAUAGGAUGUCAGGGGCAGCACAGAGAAUGCAGACAGCAUGCAGUUCUAAUAUUAUCAUCCAGCAAGGGAGAGCUACAGUAUAAUUAUUUAUGUUUAAUUGCUAAAAAUAAUAGUUAACAUCUCUAAGAACAGGGUAUUCAUGCUAGCAAUGAAAAAGAUCUCUAAACAGCCUGAGCCUGGUGAUUUAGAAUAUAUCUCAGCUGUUGAUACAGAAUUCCAUAACUGCAUUUUUCUGCCAGAAAAUCUGCAUCUUGACUAAAUCCUACUUUUCAUUUCUCUUGUGUUCAACAGUAGUUUGAAUAUCAUUUUAGCUUGUGUUUGGAAGAACAUUCUUGACAGUAGCUAAUAACCAUAUUUAUGGUUCCAGAAUAUGGUUGUGAAAGAUGAGGCAUCUAGCUUUUACUGAACUACAUAUCCUGGCACCCAGUAUUUUCUAGGAUGUUAUAAAUUACAACUUAUAAGAACUAAAUAAUGCAAUGAUAGUUAAUGAAGUGCAUUCACCUUAUAGUAGAACUAAAGCCUAAAAAGAUUAUGGCUAGAAAUGCUGCAUUUGAUAUAUUGAACUUUCUGUAUUGGCCCAGAGGUUCAGCUGCCCUAACAACAACCCAUAUCUCCAAAGUUGUAGAGAGGGACAUAACUACAGAGUAAGGGGGGGGGGGCAGAAGUGUAUAGGGCCCAGUAAGGCCUUAAAUAAUUAGCAAUUUCAAUAUAUCUUGGAAGAAUGUGCCAACUUUCCAAUGUUUUGGGCUUCUAAACUGAGUGUGCUGUGUGACCCGAUAACAUCUAGUUACACUACUGGUUUUAGACCCUGUAUAUUUUGAGUUGACCCCUAAACUCAUGCAUCUGACAGUAGCCCAGAGCAUGUGCUGUAAAUCAGCAAGAAAGAAGCGAAGUUACUGGGGACAUAGAUCUUCACUGCUACAUGGCUGUUGUAAAGUGUAGCAUUUCCUGCCUAUUUUUUUGUUGAGCUUUAGUUUUCCUUUAAAGAAAAUCUGAAGCAGCUAUCACUGCAUACUCAUUCCAUUUAAAUUACAAUAAAACUGCCAAAAUAAAAAAAAAAUCCUGUUUCUCCAAGACAGAAUAGGCCAAGGCAGUCUGUUUAGGCAACCGUUAUCCUUUGCUAAAUAUUGGCAUAAUACACAGUUACAUUGCAUGACUGUUUCAAAUGCCACUGCCUAUGUAAAGAUAUAUUCCAUAGCAUAUACAAGUGAGAAUCUGUUUAAUGCCAGCUGAAGCCUUAUUAAAACUGAAUUAUCUUUUGAUUCAGAAAUAUCUUCCUUUAAAGACAAUAUAUAUAAAUAUACAUGUAUUUCAUGAUUAUAGAGGAGUGUUUAGGAUUUUUCAUAUUGUACAUUAGCGCAAAAAACAUAUUUUGAUUAUAAUAACAGAAGUACAUAUGUUACCGUUUUCACCUUUACCUUUUAAAAAACCUUGGAAACUGCUACGUAAUGCAAAGCCCAAGCUAUGGAAAGAGACAUUUUAAGCAACAAUAAGAGCACCUGUGUCCUUUCUAUGGCAACAUUUAGUUUAUUGCAGCGUGCUUAAAAAGGUUGAUCCAUUUGAGAGCUCCUUCCAGUCUGUAGCUUGGUGCCUUUGCUAUAAUACUAUUAUAAAGAAUUCUACUUAGACAUUCUAUAAAAACAUUGAUUUUUACUAUAUAUUUAAGACAAAUACACAAUUAUAUGUCAUGAAAUUUGAAAAGCAAUAUUUUAUUUACCUGCCAGGCACACAUUUAGUGCAUAUAGUGCAAAAUUGUAAUGCUUAAUUCAGUACCUGGCCUUUUAAGAACUCCUGGACAAACCUAUACUAGUCAAUAUCGGAGUCUUUAACUGUAUUUAAUCACUUUGAUUUAAAAUUUGUAGUAAAUAGAAGCCCAUAUAUUUGUGAAGAACUCAAAAAGAGUAAAAACUUCUGAAUUUUAGAUACUUUUAGAAUGGUUAACUUGUGUCCCCAUAUGCUUAAUAUCACAGAUGUUCAUUAUAUAAUAAUACCUGAGUAUUAAACAUGCAGUAAAGCCAAUUUACUGUCCUGUAAAGUAGUUUGUUGUAGUUUAGGAUGGCUAAUGUUGAUUUUACUCAAUUACCUUUAUACCUGAUGUUUUUUGUUUUUAAUUAUUUGUACCUAUAGGAAACUGCCCUUCGGGUCUCACUCACAUGGAAAACUUUACUGUUGUCAGAAAGGGGUUCCACUACCUCUGCCUAGUUAGAACUACCAAUUUGUCAGUGUAAAUUAGCCCUUAGCCAAAGCCAUGGAAUUGUGCAUAGGAUCUUUGGUUCUAGGUAUUAAUAUUGCUCCAAAUUUAAAAGAAAGAGUUUUCAGAACAAAACUGGUUUUUGAGAUGUACGGAACAAAAUGUAAUCAUUUAUUAGCAUAUCGAAUCAUGUUUGCAAAAUUGUAUCACUAUAAAGGAUGCUUUGUCAGAGGGAAUACUGUGUUGUUAAUGUAAAAUAUAAAUCUGUUGGUAUCUCUAUAUCUGUCUCUGUUUAACGUGUAUUUUCUUUUCAGGGCAAAAAUAGCAGGUAUAUCACUGUUUCCGUUAUACUCCUAUUCAUUUUAUGACUUUACAUUUGCAAAGAACCAAAAUGUGACAAGACAAAUAACCCAUAGACCAAUGUGAUCUUCUUAUCAAAAACUGAUUUGCCUUAAAUUUGUCCCACACAUAUUUGAUUUUUUUUUUUUACUGUAUAAGACUCUGCCAUGCCAUCUGGAAGGGUGUGCCAUCUAUCUAUGACCUCUCGGUACCUUGUUUACUAUUCAGUUAUGCUUCCUCCAAAGUCACAUUGAUGCCAUAGUCUACUGAGGACAGAUUUUAAUGAAUUCCCUUGAUAUCUGUCACAACAGAUAUCAACAUCCAUUCCCUUUUUUGUGUGGCUUAAAGAAGUGGCAUAAAGGUGAGCUGCAGAAAAAUAUAUAUUUUAGUAUCAGAUUGCCAACUUGGGUGUUCAAUAACUUAUAUAGGAUACUGUAUAGAGCAACCAAUUCUCACUGUAACUAUUGGAGAGCAUUCAGAAUGAUGAAAAAAAAUGUAUUAUUUUGUAAGAAUGAUAAGAAUAAUGAAAAUGUCUGUACAUGUAACAUAUAACUAUAUUGCUGUGUGAUCUUGGUUGCAAGCUCAAUUUGGAAAGUGGCAGGCAAACAAUUUCAUUCAUUUUUGGUUUAUGCGGGGUAACAAAGACUGCAAUGUUGUAUGCACAUUUCUCAUGAAUAUAAUGACUAAAAUUGUUGAAUAACGUACACCAAUUAUUCAUAAUAUGUUUGGCACAGCAAUUCCUCCCUGUAAUACAACCUGGCAACACUGAUGGUGUUUUAGUAAUGAAAGAGAUCUCUAAACAGCCUAAGCCUGGUGCUUUAGAAUAGUUCUCAGCUGUUGAUACAGAAUUCCAUAAAUUUAGCAUGCAUUUUUCUGUUGGAAAAUCUGCAUCGUGAAUAAAUCCUACCUUUUUCAUUUC